ACCCCCCUUAUGUAUUUCGUUUUGGCGUGACUUGGAAUGUACAAAUUGUAUAAAUUAAAAACCAAAAUAAUAAGACGGGAUAACAAAAUAGUAAUAAGAGAGAAGAAAGAGCCAAAUUAAGAAUCCAGCACCGAAAUGAUAAUAAAAAAGGGAAAUAAUUAAGAAACAAAAAAUAAGUUAUCUCGUGAUGCUCAAAAAAAUAAUAGAGAAGUAAAAAAGGUAAGGGUCAACGUUUUCCAAGCCGCAAGCCGCAACAGGAGGAUGGACGGGCGAGAAAAUGGGCCUCGCAAGGUCGUAGGGCGUAGGGGACUAAAAGCCGGCGCAACUUUCUGGGUCUUGUCUGGGUCCUUGUCUCCAGUACUGGGUCUUGUGAAAGUUGCUAUGCUUGUAAUAUGCUGGUACGGGCUGCUAUGCUAUGUCGGAUUGAACAUUGAACCUGUUGCAAGUAAGUCUGGGGGUGGAGAAAUGGGUCCUUACGCCGUUAACGCUUGUUUCUGGGCUUUUGGGGAUAAGGGACAAGGGGAGAACAAGGGGGGCAAAGAGCUGAAGGGGGAAAAAAGACAUGGGGUGUUGGCGUGUUCUAGGGGGUACUGGGGGUUGAGUACGUUAAGGAAGAGCCGUGAGUCUAUUAAUAGCGCCUUUUAUAGUGUGCACCCCGUGGUUAUAGGGAUAUUACCAUACAUGAGUAGCGCGUGGCACGUAAACCUAGUCCCCAAUAGUGUAAUUUUAUGGAAGAGCAAGAAGGAAAGCACAUGCCAAGAACUAUGAAAAUGUACCUAAUGGAAGGAGUAAUAGAAGGUG
Hypoxylon trugodes is the source of this 801-nucleotide messenger RNA. RefSeq lists its product as uncharacterized. The record is from RefSeq and is a predicted model, not a curated record. The transcript has a single exon. NCBI's taxonomy places the organism in Eukaryota, Fungi, Ascomycota, Sordariomycetes, Xylariales, Hypoxylaceae. Bases 262 to 768 code for a protein of 168 amino acids.